CUUCCACCUCCACCCUUCGAAGCUGUUCGGGUUGAGAUGAAAAGCCUUGCUUGGCUUGCUGUUGCUGCUUCAUCUGGCUUGCUCGUCGCCGUGGCACCACAUCACCAACGCCUCCUUCCCUCGUCAGCCUAAACCCAUCAAGAACCAAAAAGGCUCGCAAAAUAGCUGUAUGAGCUGAUCUCGCCGUCGCACCCCUUCAGUCUUCCCGACGUUUCCUUCACUUGAAGCACUAUUCCAGAAAGCACUGGGCAGGAGCAGCUCACUCGGUCAACCAGCGAGCGCUAGCAAUAACUUUUGGCGUGAAACGAACUUCUAGUAGCAACACUGGCUCUCGUUACGCCCUCGCUUCCUAGAAGAACUGCAAACGGCGUUUCUUCGCACACACUCUCCCUUUCCCUCUAAAGCUCGACCAUCCUCCAGAGUCGCCACCAUGUCGACCGUUUCUGUGCACCCGCCGCUGAAUAGCGGGACGUACACGCUAUCAACUGAUUCGUUAGUAGCGGGAACUCUCUCCGUAGCCGCAGUUCUUCUACCCAUCCAGUUCGACAGGAUGUUCUGCCUCGUCGUGCUCGCAGCGCUCCUGCUGCUGUCGCUAGCGUUCCUCAGACGGUCCUCGAGUCGCCAGAACGAGCUCUCGCUCGAGUGGGAAACCGGCCGGCGAAAAGCCAGGCAGCCGUUUAAGAAACCCCCGGAAUUUUACGAGUACUAUGGCGUGAUGUCGUCAGAGGACUAUUUCGUCAACUCGCGCGGCGUCGAGCUUUUCACCAAGCAGUGGCUGCCGAUCGACGGUCGUUUACGCGGAGUCGUCUUUUACUGCCACGGUUAUGGCGAUACCUGCGUGUACGCGUUUGAAGACGUCGCGUUACGGUUGGCUGCGUCUGGCUAUGCGGUACAAUCGAUGGACUACGAAGGGUUUGGCAUGUCGGCGGGGUUGCACGGUUUCAUUCCGCGAUUCGAUAAUUUGGUGGACGAUGUUACGGAGUUCGCUGCGUCGCUUAGAGCACGGCCAGCACUCGCUCAUCUUCCGUUCUUCUUGUAUGGCGAGUCCAUGGGCGGAGCAGUCGCCCUCCUGACCCACCUCCGCCAGCCAUCCGCCUGGCAGGGCGCCAUCCUUGCCGCCCCCAUGUGCAAGAUUGCCCCCGAAAUGAUGCCUCCUAAACCCGUCGUCACCACCUUAUCGUUCCUCGCGAGUAUCUUCCCUCGAGCCAAGCUGGUUCCUACCAGGGAGAUUGCGGAAAUUGGAUUCCGGGAUCCGGUUAAAAGGGCGAGAUUGUGCGAAAAUCCAGUGGGGUAUGGCGGGAAGCCGAGGCUACAGACGGCGCUACAAAUGCUGACUGCGACGCAGCGGAUUGGCCGGGAUCUGGAUAAGGUUUCACUGCCGUUUCUUCUGAUGCACGGUGCUGCGGAUGUGGUCACUGAUCCUUCCGUUAGCGAGGCGCUUUUCCAGCAGGCUUGUAGUGGGGAUAAGACUUUUAGACUGUACGAGGGGUGCUGGCAUGGGCUGACUACAGCAGAGCCUGAUGACGUGACUGCAAGGAUUUUAGAUGACAUGGUUACGUGGUUACAUGCCCGAAGCCUGCCUCCGAGCCUCCUGCCGAGCCUGCGGCUCAAUGCAUACGCUGCUGCUGCAGCAGCAGCUGCUGGUUGGUCGUCAGGUUUGGCUUCCCUUUCUGGUUCGACUUCACACACACCAUCCAACGCAGUACCACUGGGAAUGGGAGGUAGGGCAGCAGCAGCAGCGGCAGCAGCAGCAGGAAUGGGAGGGGAUUUGUGGAGCAAGGACAAGCAUCUGCCGUGGCAUUUGCUUCCCUUCGAUGCUGACGACGAGUCGUCCAGCACAAUAACCAGCUGAGCUGAGGUCAUCAACCAGCUGAGGCAGCUGAUGCAAAUCAGAUGCCGAUGGAGGAGGGCGAUUUCAAGCCAGAUUGAAAGAAGUCUUGAUUCGCGAAGAGGAGACGCGCCCUGGCACUGUAGGAGUAUUCAUUUUAUUCAUGCAGCCAAGAAUCCAUGGUUGCAGCUAUACUUGAAGGUUUAGAGAAGCUAACAACCUGUAGGUGUGGAGGGAGAGCAUCAGUAAUGGAAUGCUGAUUCUCAACUUUUGCAUUACGUGGUUGUGAAUAUCCCGCGGCUGUCUUCGUGCGCUUCUCGCGCUUCCGAGAUGUUCGCUGUUUUGUUUGAAUACUAGCUGUGGCUAUCUUUUUGUUUGUUCAAGUUAUCGGUACAAGAAAUUUGUUUGAGACACCCUAAUAGCAUACGGUA
Molecule: messenger RNA, 2259 nt
Organism: Closterium sp. NIES-67
Lineage: Eukaryota; Viridiplantae; Streptophyta; Zygnematophyceae; Desmidiales; Closteriaceae
Source: the annotation of a GenBank genome assembly